This is a messenger RNA of Helianthus annuus (common sunflower), 1182 nucleotides long. Its product is annotated as GEM-like protein 5. The coding region runs from base 182 to 1027 and encodes 281 amino acids. NCBI's taxonomy places the organism in Eukaryota, Viridiplantae, Streptophyta, Magnoliopsida, Asterales, Asteraceae. The transcript has 3 exons. The record is from RefSeq and is a predicted model, not a curated record.
GCGGUAUUGAAACUUGAAAAGUAUUGAUAAUUCAAUACGGUGCAAAAUUCAAACCAAGUUUCCUAAAAAGCAAGACUCGUCCUGUGCCUUCUUUCACUUUCUAGAAACAACGGUCCGAGCCCACCUCUGAACCUUAAUCUAAAAGAUAACCGAUUACGCGUUUUUCAUUUACCAUUUAUAUAUGUACAUCUUUAUGUUAUAUACAACACAUCACUUCAAUCAAAUACAAUCAAAAAUUCAUAUAAUCAUGGCAGCUACACCUCCAGGAUCAUCAUCACCUCCAAAAACAUCAUCACCGGAGGAUACAGAGAAGUGGGGAACCCAUCUCAUGGGUCAACCCGCAAUCCCGACCAAACACCCCGACAAUCAAAAAGCAGCCUUAUGGAAAGCAUCCGACCACCAACAAAUCUACCACCAACAAUCACCCUACUUAGUUUACACUCCCGUAGAUAAACCCGCCACCAAUCCUCUCGAACCCGUCAUCCACCUCUUCAAUUCCUGGACCACCAAAGCUGAUUCCAUCGCUCGCAACAUCUGGCACAAUCUGAAGACGGGACCAUCUGUGACCGGAGCUGCGUGGGGUAAAGUGAAUUUAACCGCUAAGGCGAUCACAGAGGGUGGAUUCGAGUCUAUGUUUAAACAGAUUUUCGAACCGUCUGAUCCAAAUGAGAAGCUCAAGAAGACGUUUGCUUGCUAUCUUUCUACCACCACUGGUCCAGUUGCAGGCACCAUCUAUCUAUCGACUGCUCGUGUUGCGUUUUGUAGUGAUCGGCCGUUGUGUUUUACUGCACCUUCUGGUCAGGAAACCUGGAGUUACUACAAGGUGGUGAUACCGUUGGAGAAUAUUGGGACGGUGAAUCCGGUGACGAUGAGGGAGAACCCGUCGGAGAGAUACAUUCAGAUUGUGACGGUGGAUGGUCAUGAUUUCUGGUUUAUGGGAUUUGUUAAUUACGAGAAAGCUUCUAGGCAUCUGAUGAACAGCUUGUCGGAGUUCCAUACUAAAGUGGCAGCAUCAGUUGCCGCUUAAAUUCAUAUAUGUAUCAUCACUAUAUAUCAUACUAGUUUUUUAUAUUCUUCUUGUAAUAUGUCACUUUUAGUUUAUUUGUUCAUAUCUUAAUUCAGUUGUAUUUAUUUUUACUGUCUACCGUAAAUAAAUGGAUCGAUGUAGUUAUUAUUUACUUU